Molecule: messenger RNA, 2571 nt
Organism: Vitrella brassicaformis
Lineage: Eukaryota; Vitrellaceae
Source: the annotation of a GenBank genome assembly
GUCGAUUGAUAGACAACACGUUGAACGAACAUACGCAAUGGCAGUCCGAUGUCGUACCUGUCGCCUCUGUGCUGUGCUGUCUGUCGGCGCCUUGUGCCUCAACUCCAUCUGUGUCGACCGUCACGUGGUCACACGCAAUGGUCGAAGCCGAUAGAGCAUGGACACGAGACACCAAACACACCAACACGCCAAGGUCACGACUCACUCACUCACUGAUUGCUCAAAAGUGCACGCUUCCCCCUCACUCUCACUGUCUAAGUGGACGCAUGUCACACCCACCCACUGACUAUCCAUCGCUAUGUCAAUCAACAGACACACACAGAGACGCACUCAUACCCAUCCACACCCAUCCAAAGGCUCUUGCAAGCCAAGCCCUCUCUCUGUACACACAACACACGGCAGGCCUUCGUCCAUCGCAUAUAUCGGCCGAUGGACGGCAAUGCAUUCAUUGCAAUCAAGGUAGGUAGGUGGUGGUGAGCUGAGCUGAGCGGGAAAAAUUGGGAAUGAAAGAAACGGAGGGAGGGAGGGAAACACAACACAUCCAUCCCACGCAAGGCAGCACAAGGAGGAGACUAAAUGGGGUUCCUUAUUUUCUACAUCACACCAUCGCCCUCUGUCCUUUUGCCUCUCUGUCUUGGGCCGGUAGCUAGCUAUAGUAUCUUCCUCGGCGCCAUUUCCUUCUCAAGGAAUGUGACACAGUCCCCCACUGUGGCCGCCUUGCUCUCCAUCCUCCGACGCAACUCAUCGUGAACCCUGCACACACACACACAGAGAGAGACACACAGAGAGAGAAAGAGAGAGAAAGAGAGAGAGGGAAUUUGGGCAUGCAGCACACAGGGUCGAUGGCUGGCUGGCUGGUUGGUUGGCUGGUUGGUUGUUUGGUUGAGCGACCGUCGGUGUUUCCUGAGGAGGUUGGUGGCCUUGUGGAAGGCCCACUUGACGCGCAAAGAGGCCGUCUCGUCAUCAACACCUGAUCCGAUCCAGCAAUCAAUAAGACACGCCCUAGGAAAAAAGUGUCUGUCGUGUAUGCGCUGCGCGUGUGUCUGCUUUAUUUCUGUCUGUCUGUCUGUCUGUCUGUCUGUCUGUGACCUUUCAAGUAGUCCUUGUCGCGCAUGAGCUUGACAAACGCAUCGGACUGCCGGGGGUCGGCCACUAUGCACUCGGGAUGCUGGAGGUUCUCAGCCGCCACACCAGCCAACAGCCACACCAACUGCACUCACACACCACCAUACCAUAGCCCCUUACUUCUGCGCGUGUGUGUGGCCAGUGCGCCAGUCUGUCUGUCUGUGUGUGUGUGUGUGUGUGUGUGUGUACCAGUUUGUCGAUGCCGGCAGGUGUAAGGAGGUCCAUCCUUAUUCGUGGGUCCUCUGCCAUCUUGAGCGCCUCGAGGACGUUGGGUCUGAAGCAGAAGCACGGGAGGCCCAAGAGGUAGGCCACGAGGAAGGCGGCGCUCUCCACGCGGCACUGCCGCUCCUUGUCGUCCACCAACAGACGCUUCAGACCUGCUACAACACUCUUGGAGACCACACCACCACCUGCACACACAUAAAGAGCCAUGCCACACAGACGCCAAGCCCGUGUGGCACCCCAUUUCAUUGCUGGCUGUGUGUGUGUGUGCGUGUGUACCCUUGACGAUGUCAUAUACGCCGGCUGCCGCGAGGGCCAGUAGGGCAACGGUGGGGUAGAUCUCAUCGAAAUCGCCAUAGAUGUAGUCACCCAACUGACACACAAAGGCAGUGAAGGAAGCAUGGCCGCAGCCCGCCCGUCCCGUGUCUGCCUCUUUGGAUGGUUUGCGUACCGUUUCAGCCCCCACCCCGGUGCCGACGUAUCCCAUGAAUGCGCUCGCCACCACCACAUCCUUCGAGCGGCUGUCCUCAGGCAUGUCAGUCAAGCUCUCCGUCACACUCGCCAGCCUCCCUGCGUCGACGGGCGACCCCUCCCACCCCUUGUCAGCCUGCCCAUACACCACCGACAGCCCGCUUCCCGUCGCCAGCUCGAGCGACCGCUUCAUCGCCUCCGCGUCAUUCGUGACGGCUGCCGCGUCUACCAGCAGUGAAAAGGUCCUCGGGGUGGCCUUGAGGGCCUUCUGCCUCAUCUCGUCGAGCAGGGUCCACCCCUCCUGCAGAGAGGACUGACGCGCGUCGGGCGACUUGUCGUUGAGCACUCGCCGGAACAGCCCCUGGGCCAGGGUGUUGUACUUGUCCGCCUCGGGCAGGCUGUCCAGGAUACGCGCCAGCUCGCUGUCGCCGCCGCCACUGGGGGACUCGAUGAAGCUGAGGCUUUCGCUGCGAGUGGCUGACAGACGCAGCACUGACGCAGCGGCAUGCGGCGGGCGGAAUGGUUGUCUGUGGAGGCUCACUGGCGGUGCGAACGAGGGAUCUCUCCUGAGCUGCCGCCGAUAAUGAAUAGCCAGGCCGCUGUCAAGCCAUAUCAGCAAGACGAUGGCUGCCGAGUGCAGCUUCAUCUUCAGAAGGGAAGGCACCAAGUGCCGGACACGCGCCUGGAAACCCCAGAUCUCGAUCAGCGUCGCUGCCUGAGCAGAAAACUAGAGGGAUUUCCGCCUUCACUUCG